AUGAAUGCUAACAGCCACCAUAGGAAAAAGGCCAAAUGCACCAAAUGCACAGAGGCCGAGCAACAUACUCAGACGGCCGAAGCCCAAUCCCCUGAAGUCGCAGCGCGAGACGCAAAUUCCCAUGCUGAAAGACUUGUGCUGGAAUUUGGAGGCGCAAAUCAGCGAGCCGAAGAGUUUCAGCGACGAGUCGUCGAGGCAAAGAAGCGCAUCGAUGACUGGAGAAUUUCUAGGGGUUUAACAUUUGCGCUCUUCACGAUCUCCGGUGCAAUUCGAGGGUUCCAACCACUCUAG
Molecule: messenger RNA, 291 nt
Organism: Penicillium crustosum
Lineage: Eukaryota; Fungi; Ascomycota; Eurotiomycetes; Eurotiales; Aspergillaceae
Exons: 2
Coding region: 1-291 (96 amino acids)
Source: RefSeq, a predicted model, not a curated record